This is a messenger RNA of Zootermopsis nevadensis, 2578 nucleotides long. RefSeq names its product FUN14 domain-containing protein 2. NCBI's taxonomy places the organism in Eukaryota, Metazoa, Arthropoda, Insecta, Blattodea, Termopsidae. Gene Ontology annotation, cellular component: mitochondrial outer membrane. The record is from RefSeq and is a predicted model, not a curated record. Gene Ontology annotation, biological process: autophagy of mitochondrion.
AAGUAAGUCAAAACGCUCUCUUCUUUUGUAACACGUGACUUGGCUGUUUGUUCUGAUUUCUAGUUUUAUUUUAGAACUUAAUUUCACAAAGAAAUAGGAAGAAACCAAUGGCGUCAUCAUCAGGAGCCAGUAAGUCCAAAAGAGAAGACAAAAAUGAUUUGAUAGAUAUUGAUGAUAUAUCCAAUGGCACUAAAGGAUUCAUUGACAAGGUAUUAGGAGACGUAGGAAAAUCUUCUGCUGUAAAACAACUUCUACUUGGAAGCAUCUCUGGAUGGUGCACAGGUUUCAUUACUAUGAAAGUCGGAAAACUAAUUGCCGUUGUUGUUGGAGGAAGCAUAAUACUCUUGCAAGUUGCAAACCAUCAAGGCUACAUCAAAGUGGACUGGGAUAAAGUACACAAACAAGUUGAGAAGGUUGAGGAUAAAGCUACUGGACACAGCCCCAAGUGGAUGGAAAAGGUGGAACGCUAUGUUGAUCACAAGUUGGACAAAGCAGAGGAUACCUUGAAGAGGAGUGAGCGCAAAGCUAAACGUUGGUACCAUACUUUCAUCAAUGGUGAGAAACCAUACCAAGUAAAGGAAAUUCAUAUUUUCCUGGCGGCAUUUAGUGCUGGGGUAGCAAUUGGCAUUGCUUCUGGUUAGUGAACUGGUGGCUUGUGUAUUAUAUUACAUUAGAAUGUGUUGUUUAUAUAGCUUAUAAUUAUUUUCCAGUAUAUGUCAUUAUUCUAAUUUACUAACUAGACACUAGUAGGUAGUGGUGGAGACAGUACUGAGAGGCAUUGUUCAAAACGACAAAGAUGAAAUUGAUGAGAACCAGAUGAUCCAAGAAAUGAACAUUUUCACUUUAUCACAGUGUAUACACAUUCCUUGCAUCGUAUUAUCUGCCCGAAGUCCUUUCCAGCAGAAAAGAUGGAUUUCAAAACCUUUUGUAAAACUGAUUACAGGUUUUUAUGGUACAGUGCUGAGUAAGUCACAUCAGCACAAGAAAUUAGUCACACUGAAUAUACCUGAUACUAUUAUGAUUUAAAAGUUUGAUAAACCAUUAUAAUUUUCACAAGUUUCUCUUUCAGUAUGGUAGGUCAUAGAAAGUGCGAAGUUUGAUCUGUUAUUUACAGAUUUGUGGAUGGCAAAUAAUUUUAAUAAUCAUGCAAGUCUGACUUUUGAAACUGAAUGGUGCAUUGUGAAUUUUUCCAAAUGCCUCUCCUAUCCCCCAUUUCUGACAGUGUCAAAAUGUAGGAACAGAAAUAUCAGACUGUGGUUCAGAGUAUACAUUAGGCUGCAAGUGUGUUCUAAUAGCUGUUAUGUUCUCCAGACCAUUAUUGACAGUAAACAUAACUUCAGCUUAUAUGUAAGUAUGCCGAUAAAGGCCAAGAAGGUACAGCCAUAAAGAAACAAACAAGUGCAGUUUGAUUAUAAAGCAUAAUAUUUUUGGCUUCAGUAUGUUCAAUUUGAAGACAUACAGCAUAUGAAUUUUCCUUGCUUUUUUAUUUUAAAAAUGUACGCAUGACAAAUAAUAGUUGCAACAAAAAGUUUUUGAACUGACCCUUAAUUAACAGAAGCACAUGUUUACUGCAGAUGUUGCUAGGCUGCAGUGUAAAGCAGGUCAGUGAUCUGCAUAUUACUACUACUACUACUAAUAAUAAUCUUUGGCACUACAGGCCCCUUUGCAGACACACAGUAUUAAAAUGCAACUUUUAUAGCCACAAAGCACAGUGAAUUUUUAACAACUUCCUAACUGGAGAUCUCUGGUGUAGUACAUAUAUUUAUAAUUUAGUGGGUUAAGGACGCAUUUAGACUGAUUUAAUAAUGUAAGAUAAAGUGUAGUGAGUUUUAUUUCGAUCAUUGGUGGUGCCCAAAUUCAUGCCAAAAAGGCAUGUUUUAUCAUAUAACUGAUGCAGAAUGGUUACAACGGAUAACACUGUAAUCUAGUAGCAUGCAUGUAAUAUAGUCACCAUCUUGUUGCAGUCAUCAUUCCCAGCGAUCAGUGGUUUGUCAGACAAAAGAAGGGGAUGACACAACACUCACAAUUCAUGGCUACUAAAGACUGCAUUGUACUGUUAACUGUAACUCUUACAAUUUCUAAGAUUGUUUUUGUUUUUAAAACAUACCCCUCCAUAACAGAUGAAAAACAUGUCGGCAUACACAGCAUGUGAACUGGAGGAUUUCAUUGAGUAGUUAUCAAAAUGAAUUUAAUAUUAUUAAUCAGUUCAAGAAAUUAAAAUAAUGAACAUAAAUAUUAGAUGUUUAAUUCUGGUGGGAGAUUUAUUAAGAACAAGUCUGAUAUGAGUGGUGUGAUUAUGUUGAAUUCCAUCAAGUGUGGCAUCCUUCCUUAUUUAGAGCACUGAUUGUUUUGUUAACUGUGUUCUUCAACAAGUUUCUGUACUAAAAUGUAUCAUAAAUCUGUAUUUCUCCUAUAUCUGGCACAACUAGUAUAAAGUUAACAUGUGAAAGUGUACCCAGGUAAUUUAUUUUUAAUGUAAAUUGUAAUUUGUUAAAAUGUAAAACUGUUCUUGAAAGUGGUGACUCCACUGUUGUAUUCUUUCUAGAAAGAAUAUGUAAUAAAAUGUUACUUUUCACAA